GGUGACUUUACCCAUAGGGAUUUGACAGUUGGUUUAGUCCGUUGGUUGGCUCUGGGUUAAGUGUAUAUUCCCUCUGGGGUUAUUUGACAAAUAACAUUUACUACAAUAAAGAAAAAGGGCACAGGACCUGACAAAGCUCAAGUUUAGGGGACAAUAGAUCUCUGCCUUCCUCUGUAUUAUAUAGGAAAUAUUACGCACUAAAUUCAUUAACUUGCCUUUUUAUUCUCUUUUCUAUACAGAUUGCUACAGAGCUUUUCCUGCUUUUUUUGGACUGUGAUUGUGCUGUUACACCUGCCUGAUAACACCUGGGUUUAUUUUUGGCUUCUCCAUUGUUCAGUCACAUCCAUCUUCAUCUGAACAGUGUAAGAGAGAGCCAGGGGUUCCUUAGGGAGACCCCCUUGGGGUGCCCCGGCCUUGUGCCGCCCCCAAUUUAUUUUUUUAACAUCGGAGAAUCUUCUUGAAGAGGUGUCGACGAUGGAGGAGAUAACGAUCAAGACAUCUCUCCUGCCGCUGUACGUCGUCCUGGAGGACUUCAGGGAGGAAGACACCGACUUUAAGGCCCUUGCCUCUUAUUACGAACAUCACUACCGGGUCUACUAUGGCAAGAACGUCGUCCUAGAGGACUUUAUUCUUCGAUAUUUCAGCGACCCGAGGACGACGCACAGAGACAACAUUUAUGAGUACUGGGUGUUGAUCCAUUAUCUGGAAGUGCUCGAGAGGGAGUGUGUCGCCCUCUACAGUGAGGAGUUGCUGCCUCCUGAAGCAUCAUCGGAACACUGGAGAUGGGGGCAGCAUUUCGAGUAUCUGCGGCUGCAGAAUACUAUCCAAUGGCACCUUCACCAGCUUGCCAUGACGCUCUGGGAGAGGGAGCAGAAGCUGCAGGAGGCUGCUGGUGAGGAACAAAAUGCAAGUCCUGCAGCUGAGGGAGAGGAGGAAGGAGCUCAUGCAGUGGAGGAGGAGAAGGAAGAGGGAGCUCCUGGAGUACAACAAGCUCCUGCAGCAGAGGAGGAAGAGCAGAGAGAAGAGGGAGCUCCUGGAGAACAAGCUCCUGCUGCGGAGGAGAGAGAAGAUGGAGCUCCUGGAGAAGAACAAGCUCCUGCAGUGGAGGAGGAAGAGCAGAGAGAAGAGGGAGCUCCUGGACAACAGCAAGGUCCUGCUGCUGCAGAGGAGGAGAGAGAAGAGCGAGCUCCUGGACAACAGCAAGCUCCUGCUGCUGCUGAGGAGGAGGAGAGAGAGGAGGGAGCCCCUGGGGAACAACCAGCUCCUGCACCGGAGGAGGAGAGAGAAGAGGGAGGCCCUGGGGAAGAACAAGCUCCAGCACCGGAGGAGGAAAGAGAAGAGGAAGUAGCAAAAGAACGAGCUCCAGAGGUGGAAGAGACCUUCGAAGAUCCUCCGGUGGUAGAAAGGCCGACCCUCCGAAAACGGGUCAAGAAGGCCAUAAUGAAGAGGCUCCGCAGGGUUUGGCAUUCCACCCAAAGACUCACCUGCUGCCGCCGACCCACCACCACGGCCUGAAUCCUUUCCUUCCAACCUACCUAUCCCGAGAGCGUAUGUCUGUGUGUGUCUGUCUGUUAUGUACAGGAGGGAGAGUGGGGGUUAUGUACAGGAGGGAGAGUAGGGGGUUAUGUACAGGAGGGAGAGUGG
This is a messenger RNA of Xenopus laevis (African clawed frog), 1644 nucleotides long. Its product is annotated as caldesmon-like. The transcript is spliced from 10 exons. The coding region runs from base 475 to 1515 and encodes 346 amino acids. NCBI's taxonomy places the organism in Eukaryota, Metazoa, Chordata, Amphibia, Anura, Pipidae. The record is from RefSeq and is a predicted model, not a curated record.